UUACUUUAAGUAGUGAAGUUGCUGAACAAUCAACAAUUCAUACUGAACUUUUAGAGUCUAGUGAAAAUAGUUCGGACGAAGAAGACUAUGCUAGUGAUGCUAGUAAUGUUAGUGAAGUGGAUCUUACUACGACAUCUAUAUGGAAAGAGCAACCAAUCACUAUUGACCAACGGGCAAUUCAAUUAACAUACAAUCGGCCAUGUCGAAUUAAUCUUCCAUCAGUUAGUUUAUCUUCUCCUUUUACUAUAUUCAGUCGAUUUCUUCCUAUGAAUUAUAUUGAACAAAAUAUUGUUCGUUCUAUCAACUUACUUGGAAGAAAAAACAAUUUAAAUUGGAUCGAUAUAAAUAUCAAUGAAUACAAAAUAUGGUUAGAACUUUGGGUAUUAAUGUCCAUUGUUCCUGUAAGUGAUCGUCGCUAUUAUUGGAGAACACAAGAAAAUACUCAACCAUUAAUGCCAUUUAAUUUUCAACGUUGGAUGAGUAUGCUACGCUUUGAACAAAUAGUGUCACAACAUACACUAAUGAUGCCACAUGAAUUAGAAAUAACUAAUCAUAAUGAUUGCUUAUUUUCA
Racocetra persica is the source of this 572-nucleotide messenger RNA. The record is from the annotation of a GenBank genome assembly. NCBI's taxonomy places the organism in Eukaryota, Fungi, Glomeromycota, Glomeromycetes, Diversisporales, Gigasporaceae.